Nymphaea colorata (pocket water lily) is the source of this 3415-nucleotide messenger RNA. RefSeq names its product lysM domain receptor-like kinase 3. Bases 1088 to 3091 code for a protein of 667 amino acids. Gene Ontology annotation, molecular function: ATP binding; transmembrane receptor protein kinase activity. The transcript has 11 exons. Gene Ontology annotation, biological process: protein phosphorylation; innate immune response. The record is from RefSeq and is a predicted model, not a curated record. NCBI's taxonomy places the organism in Eukaryota, Viridiplantae, Streptophyta, Magnoliopsida, Nymphaeales, Nymphaeaceae.
GCCGCCACCACAUGGACUCUCUCUCUCUCUCUCUCGCGCUCUCGACACAAGUCAAGGGGCUUUCAACACAGCUUUAAAGCAGGGAGGGAGCCCCGUAACUUGCCUUUCCCUUCAUUUAUUUCCGUCUUUCUCUGCUUAGAGAAAUGGAGACUGGUAAGAGACUAAGACGAGAGAAGCGAGCUCUGUAUUCCUUGAAGUAGAAUGAACACCUCCUCCUCAUCAUCCAUCUCUGCGUUGGUGUUCUUUUUUUCUGGAUUCCGCUAUUGCUGGCCUCCCCCCCACCCCACCCCACACCAUCUUUCAUCGUCGCCAUCACCAUCAUCAUCUCCAUCGUCAUCAUAUCUCUCUCUCUUUCUUGACAUUAGUGAUUUUUUCUUCUGGAUUCCGCUAUUGCUGGCCACCACCAGCCACCAGACUCCGAGUCUCCUACCACCACCACCAUCCCUCGUUGUUACCAUCAUCAUUACCAUCAUCUCCAUCAUCAUCAUCAUCAUCAUAUCUCUCUCUGUGUGGGGUAUGGCGAGCUCUGAAAAAAAUAAAUUAACUUCAUAGUCUGCCAUGCUUUUCUUUUGAUGCCCAAAGUUCCUUGCUGAUCUUCCUCCAGACUCCAGUGAUCUUCUUGGUGUCCUCCCUUAUUUUACAUUUCAAGUCCUUUCUCGAUUUUCCUCUCCUUUUCUCUCCUCCCUUCUGUCGCCUGCCGCUUUUCUCGAAUCCUCCUCCACGUUUUUGCUCUUCGUUGCCUUCUCUGCGUCUUUGGUAAGAUUUUCUUUUCUACCUUUCCAGUACUCUCGCUCUUGUUUGCUUUCGUUUAGUUCUUAUUUCUCUUGUAUUACCAGAAACUUGGUGUAAAGGUUCAUUCUUUUAUUCAUUAGUUUCCUUCUUUUAUGUCUCUUUCUCGUCAUUUUUCAGAAAAUUUCCGAUCAUCAGUCUAUUCUAUUCCCUUAUUUUAGUGUCAUUCGUUAUACAAUUAGUCCAAUCCCUUUGGUUCACUCCAAGGCCUCGUCAUCAUUCCUAUGUGAAAACUCUAUCCUUCUCUUCUUCCCUUUCCAUCUUCAGUGUUCUUGACGGAAAUCCUCAAAAUAUUUCCAUGGGAUCCUCAAAACGUUCCUUUUGCUUCAUGCCCUUUCGUUUUCUUGCUUUCCUUCUCCUCUUUUUUAGCUUCUCAUCAGCUCUCACUGUGUCCGUUCCCCUCAAUUGCUCCGAUACUUCUCGGGUCUGCACCUCUUUCAUGGCCUACAGGGCCGCUGCCAACCAGAGCCUCGCGCUGAUAGAGAGCAUGUUCGAUGUUUUGCCUUCGGAUGUGACGAUGGAGCGUAUCCCAGAAGCCGACGGCUAUCAGUAUUUAUUCAUCAGGAAGAACUGCUCCUGCUUCUCGCAGGAGAAGCAGUACCUGAGCAGCACUACUUUUACAGUCAGGGAAAAUAAUGGGUCGGUCGACGAUAUGGUACUUCGAGCCUACGAUGGGCUUCUCGCCAGCGAGCCUAAUUGGAACAGAACGGCGUACAUCGGCGCGGUGGUGUCCUUGCGUCUGCUCUGUGGGUGUUCCAGCAGCCUGUGGAACUAUAUAAUGACUUACGUGGUGCGGGAAGGUGACACCGUUGCCUCUUUGGCGAGUAGGUUCGGGGUGAGCAUGGCAGACAUUGAGAAUCUGAAUGGCAUCGCCGAUCGCAACGCCAUUACCGUUGGAAAGGUUUACUAUAUACCAUUGAUGUCAGUUCCUGGUGUGCCUUACACUCUACCUCAUGCAAUGUCACCUGCACCUCCACCAGCUGUUUUCACACCCUUAGCCUACCAAGAACAUCAUUCUAAGCAUUUUCCACUAGGAUGGAUUUUGGGAAGUGUAGGAGUUGGGCUUGUCCUGAUCUUAGCUGUUCUGUUAUGCAUUUGGUGCAAAACAUUCCAUUGUUGUUCCAAAGCACAAUUGGGAAGUGGCAAUGACAAUGAUGGGAAAAUUUGUCAUAAAUUUCACAUUCUUCGAGGGUCAGGUUUUUGCUAUCCAUCUGGCAGAUAUAUAUGCUGCAAGUCUGGAAAGCCAAGCAGUGAAAUUGCUGCUAGUCAGCAGACUAGCAUUGCUAAAGAUCUGAUGAGCAACAUCUUUCAUAUGGAGAAGCCUGUAAUCUUCACCUAUGAUGAAAUUCUCUCUUCUACUGAUGGAUUCUCUGAUUCAAACCUCUUGGGAAAUGGCACAUAUGGUUCAGUGUACUAUGGCAUGCUUCGUGAUCAGGAGGUUGCUAUCAAAAGGAUGACGGCCACAAAAACUAAGGAAUUUAUGGCUGAGAUGAAAGUUCUAUGCAAAGUUCACCAUGCAAAUUUGGUAGAAUUAAUUGGUUAUGCAGCCACUGAAGAAGAGCUUUUCCUUGUUUAUGAGUAUGCACAUAAGAGCUCUCUCGCAAAUCAUCUCCAUGAUCCUCAAAAUAAGGGGCAAACAUCUCUUUCUUGGAUUUCUCGAGUUCAAAUUGCUCUUGAUGCUGCAAGAGGACUGGAAUACAUACAUGAGCAUGCAAAAGCUCAGUACGUACAUCGAGACAUCAAGUCUAGCAACAUUUUGCUGGAUAAUUCAUUGAGAGCGAAGAUCUCUGACUUUGGGCUCGCAAAGCUUGUUGGGAAGACCGCUGAAGGAGAAGCUUCUGCAACAAGAAUUGUUGGUACUUUUGGCUACUUGGCUCCAGAGUAUCUGAGUGAUGGACAAGCAACAACCAAAAGUGAUGUAUAUGCAUUUGGUGUCGUGCUUUUCGAAUUAAUAUCUGGUAAAGAGGCAAUAACAAAGACAAAUGGCAGGGUGAAUAUUAGCCUUGAACGAAGAUCACUUGUAUCAAUUAUGGUUGCUGCACUUCGUAAUUCUCCUAAUUCGAUGAGCAUGGCAAGCUUGAAAGAAUGCAUAGACCCUAACCUGAUGGAUUUGUAUCCCCAUGACUGUGUGUAUAAGAUGUCUAUGUUAGCGAAGCAAUGCGUUGAUGAGGAACCAAUUCUACGACCAGACAUGAAGCAAGUUGUAAUUGCCCUGUCGCAGAUCCUCCUCUCCUCAAUAGAGUGGGAAGCUACACUGGCUGGCAACAGCCAAGUUUUUAGUGGCCUUGUGCAAGGAAGAUGAUGUCUGCCCAAUUCGUCUGUGUCUGUGUGAUUGGUUCUUUCUCUCCUUAGACUUUUUUUCCUUUUAUUCUUUGUAUAGUGAUGCCUCCAAUGGCAAUUCCCAGUUUCUGUUCUUUCGUUUGUUUCCAUUCUCCUCGUAUGGUUCAUCUUUUCCUUUUUUAUUUCUUUUUCAUAAUAUCGUCUGUAAAGUGAGGGGUACUUCUGCAAAUGCCACCAUGGACUAAUUGGUGUUUUUUUCAGUUCAUGGCUGGCCAAUGUGAAGCCAGAGCUUUUGUUGACAGUUUGAAUGUAUAGUAGCAUUUGCACUUAAACUCCUUUUUAUGGC